AGCCUCAUUGGUUUUGUUUCUAUUCAGCUCACACCUCCUAGUAAAGAUGAUAUCUACCCUGCGAUUGAGUACCCCAUGGGCCCCUGCUGUUCUUGGUCGUAUCGCCUCAACCUUCGGGGCUCAGCUACGUUCCUGCACCUCUGCUGCUGCCACGGUCACUAUGAAGCGUCCUCCUCCUCCACCACCACCGACCCCUAAGGUCCCUUCCCGUAACGAGACCGCUGGCCAGGACGACUGGUUCAGCAACGCGAGAUCAGAUUCGCGUAGCACGAGUAGAUUCGAUGGUGCUGAGAGUAGAUCCUCUGAUGCUUAUGAAUUCGACAGGCGUGACAGGGGACGUGGUGGAGCUUACUCUCGUGGAAAUGGUGUUAGUGACACCGAGGCAUUUGCUGGUAGUGGCCUACAGCCUAUAAACUGGCAGGGUGAGGCGUUGACGCCAUUCACUAAGAAUUUUUACAAGGAGCAUCCGAAUGUAGCAGCGUUCACUGAUGAGGACUGUGCUGCCUUCCUGGCCGAGGCCGACAUCACGGUCCAAGGAACGCCUCCUAUCCCCAAGCCAAUUAGAACUUUCGAGCAGGGCCAGUUCCCUGAGGUCCUGAUGAAGGAGUUCGAGAAAGCAGGCUAUACUGAGCCCACCAACAUCCAGAAGAUCGGCUGGCCGGUGGCCCUCUCUGGCAGGGACAUGGUUGGUGUAGCGCAGACUGGCAGCGGAAAGACGGUUGCCUUUAUGCUACCGGCUAUUAUACACGUGAACGCCCAAGCGCCGUUGAAGCAUGGUGAUGGUCCUGUAGUGCUCGUGCUGGUGCCAACGAGAGAGCNNNNAAGGAGGUCCAGUCUAUGGCGAGAGAUUUUCCGCGAGGAGCCGAUUCGACUUACUGUUGGCAACACUCAGCUGCAGGCUAACCCUGAUGUGAAACAGCGAGUCGAGGUGGUGUCAGAAAUGGACAAGAGGCAGAUGUUCUUCGACUGGCUCAAGGAGACAUACCCUAAGGGUAGUCGUAUCAUAGUCUUCACUGAGACCAAGAAGGGUGCGGAUGCAUUGACCAGAGAAAUGAGGUACAACAAUUUCAACGCGGCGUCAAUCCAUGGGGAUAAGGAGCAACGUGAAAGGGAUAGAAUACUCAACGACUUCAAAACUGGCCGCUGUAACGUAUUGGUCGCGACUGAUGUUGCCCAGCGUGGGUUGGACAUUAAGAACGUUGAAUGGGUGGUCAACUACGACAUGCCUAAGACCGUUGAAGACUAUGUCCAUCGAAUCGGUCGUACAGGAAGGGCCGGUGCUGUGGGUAACUCCCUAACCUUCAUAACGAACGACACGCACACCCCUGAUAGGGUUAGAAUGGCCAAGGAUAUCGUGAAGUGCAUGGAAGACGUGAAACAGACCCCCCCGCAGUCCCUCUAUGACAUGGCAGCUAUUAGCAUUGCCUCGGUCAGGGGUAGUGGCAAUGGGAGUUUCCGAGGCGGCUUUCGUGGUGGUCGGAGAUGA
Molecule: messenger RNA, 1486 nt
Organism: Perkinsus marinus ATCC 50983
Lineage: Eukaryota; Perkinsozoa; Perkinsida; Perkinsidae
Product: DEAD box ATP-dependent RNA helicase, putative
Exons: 15
Coding region: 47-1486 (479 amino acids)
Cellular component (GO): cytoplasm; nucleus; ribonucleoprotein complex
Molecular function (GO): ATP binding; RNA helicase activity; RNA binding
Source: RefSeq, a predicted model, not a curated record